UGCAAGACACCAAAAAAUGAAACACUUCAGCCACCCUCAUGGUCUAGAGCAAUCUGAAGUGCAAAAAGAGGAAGAAAUGAUCUGCUCAGGUUGCGAACAAGAACUUUCCGGUCUGGCUUACAUUUGCAAGAAGCGAAACUGCGAUUUCUUCCUCCACGAAUCGUGUUUCAAACUGCCUCCAAAUAUUCAGCACAAAUUUCACUCUGAUCACCCUCUUGAUCUAAAAUCCGGACCGCCCGAGUAUAGUCUUUAUUAUCCUUGUGAUGCUUGUGGUGAUAGCAUUAAUGCCUUCGUUUACCAGUGCCAGAAAUGCGAUUUCAAAAUCCAUGUGACAUGCGCUUUUCUGCCAGAUACUGAAAUUUGUAAAUCUCAUACACACCCUCUUAAUCUCUUGCAUUCGACGCCAAAUUCUUCAGAGGAUGAUUUGAUUUACACGUGUGAUGUUUGUGAUGGUACUUUAUCAGAAGGUUACUGGUGUUAUUAUUGUCCUGACUGUGAUUUCGGUACGCAUUUAGAGUGCAUAAAAUCUUCUGAUUUGUCCAAAGAAGAAGACGAUCAAGAAGAGGAAGAGGAAGAAGAAAGCGACGAAGAAGAAUCUGAUCAAGUGAAAUUAAUUCGUACAAGAAUAAAGGCUGAAAAUCAAAUGGCGAGGCUGGAGUUUCAAAUGAAAAUGGCUAAACUAAAUGCAGAAUCAAUGGCAUCGAUUAGCCGAACUUAUUUUUGAUGGUUUUAAUAUCUUUAUUGUCUUAAUUAUAUCAAUGUCUGUGUUUUAUGAUGUUCAAAACAUCUUGAUACUUGUCUGGAAUGUAGUUUUCUCAUUCCGUUUC
Olea europaea var. sylvestris is the source of this 827-nucleotide messenger RNA. RefSeq lists its product as uncharacterized. NCBI's taxonomy places the organism in Eukaryota, Viridiplantae, Streptophyta, Magnoliopsida, Lamiales, Oleaceae. The record is from RefSeq and is a predicted model, not a curated record. The transcript has a single exon. The coding region runs from base 17 to 724 and encodes 235 amino acids.